AUGUCCAAUCCUGCUAGCAGCUUGGAGGAGGCAGUGAAACAGAGAGUCAGAGAUGGCAAGAUGAGGCGAGAGGAAGUGGAGGAUCCACAACCCGAGGGGAAGAGAUUGAAGCUGGGGAACGAUGGAGGAAGCAUUGGAAUGAAAGGAAGAGAAGGUGGAGAAGAAGAGGAGGAGGAGGAGGAGGCAAGGAAUGGAAUGGCUUCCUUGGUCAGAGAAGAGUCUGGGACCCAGACAGAGGGAGAAGGCCAAACU
Podarcis lilfordi (Lilford's wall lizard) is the source of this 252-nucleotide messenger RNA. NCBI's taxonomy places the organism in Eukaryota, Metazoa, Chordata, Lepidosauria, Squamata, Lacertidae. The record is from the annotation of a GenBank genome assembly.